ACACUGCGCAGGCGCAGGGGACCUGGCCCUCUCCCUGGCUGCUUGGUUUUGCUUCCCUCUCAAGGCGGCCGCUGCGGCUCUUGCUUGCUUGCUUCCUUCCUUCCUCGGCGCCCCUUCGCUCCUUUCUUCGGCCUCGUAUGAAGAAUGGGAGGCCCAGCCAGGACCCAGCCCCGCCGAUCCCUCCUCCUCCUCCUCCUCCCGCCGGAAUGGAAAGGGUUCAGGCGGCGGAAGGAGCUGCUUGGCCCGCCCGCUUCGUGUUUUGCUUGUACGCCGUGGGCUUCCUGGAUUUCUUUGGAGUCAGUAUGGUUGUCCCCUUAUUAAGUCUUCAUGUCAAGUCUUUAGGAGUGAGCCCAACAGUUGCAGGAGUGGUAGGGUCUUUAUAUGGAAUACUGCAGCUCUUUUCCAGCACUUUAGUGGGAUCUUGGAGUGAUGUAGUAGGAAGACCAUAUUGCCUACUUGUCUGCAUUCUCUUCAGUGCAUUAGGUUAUUUUGUGCUUAGUAUGUCCACUAAUAUUUUCCUGUUUGCUGUUGCUCGCAUUUUUGUGGGUAUCUUCAAACAUACGCACUCCAUUUCAAAAGUUCUCAUCUCUGACUUGGUUUUUGAGAAGCAGCGCCUCUUAGUAAUAGGACAUUUCAAUGCAGCCGCCAAUUUUGGCUUCAUUUUGGGACCUCCUGUUGGAGGCUACCUUACAGAGCUAGAGGGUGGUUUUCACUUGACAGCGUUUGUCUGUGCCUCCAUCUUCAUCUUGAAUGCUGGAGUUUUCUGGAUCGUGCUGCAACAUGAAAGAAAGACCCAUGGAAAUGAAUGGGUCACUAUCAAUAAGAAAAAAGACAUGCUCUCAACAGAGAUUAAAAACAGUCUACAUCUCCAGUCGUUAUCUCAUGAUGCUGCGAAGUACAGCCCUCCAACUGAAUCCUCUUGGACUCAAGUUAUAUCUGUGCUCAAGAGGCUUGACAGCAUUGCAAGGUCUGAUCUGUGGGACCUUUUUCUGGUACGGCUGCUGAUGUCUGUUGCAGUGAUGCUGUACCACAGCAAUUUUGUCUUGGCACUUGAAGAGAGGUUUGAGUUGAAACCUAAACUGACUGGCUACUUUAUAAGCUACAGCAGUACACUUGGAGUCGCUGCUGGCUUUCUGCUUGGACCAAUCACAAGACUGUAUCAGCACAAUACCUAUGCCAUCCUGCUGCGGUCCACUGUUCUCACUUGUGUGCUCCUGAUGCUAUAUUCGUUGUUAGAAAGUGUAUGGGCUGUUGUCAUAUCUUCCACAUUUUUAGCUUUUUCAACCACUGUAGGCCGCACUUGCAUUACUGACCUUGAACUGACCCUGGGGGGUAAUGAGGCCAGUGGUCUGCUUAUAGGCAUUGGUCAGUCUGUGUCAGCCGUGGGACGAAUAGUUUCCCCUCUCAUCUCAGGAAUUGCCCAGGAAUUCAGUCCAUGUGGGCCUCCUCUUCUUGGAGGUCUGCUGGGAUUUGUAGCUGUACUCAUCAUGAUCAUGAAUAAAUCGCGAUAUUCUGGCACCAGGAGCACAAAACUGAAAAGCACGUAGUGAACUACAUUGCAUUUCAUGCAAACAAAAUAAAAACAACAGUGAAAUCAAGAUGUUUUAUCAAAGAAUGUAGGGGUUCAAAAAGACUGUGCUGCAAUUUCAGAAACAUUGCAGAAACAAGGAAGAAGCUGAAUGCAUCUCUUGCAUUUUUCCCCUGACCUGCCAACUCAACAAGGGUGAUCUGAAAUGACCAGAAAGAUACAUUAAAUCACUAAGGAUUUCCCAGCUGUAAUUCAAAGGGAAAGUUGUCACAUCUAAGGUCUGGAAAAUCCUUUUAAAAAUACUGUAAGACACAGCAUUUUCCGAUUCCAAAAUUAUACUUGCUACUUUAAAUGGUACAAUGUGGUUAAAGGGUGCCAUUAUCAUUGUCUGUGGUAAUCAGUUUGAUCUUAAAAUGUAGGGCAUUCUUCCAUGAAGAAGGAGCCCAUUGUGUUGCUGUCCUACAGCAAUUCCAAGAGUGGGCCAAGUGUUGGUACUUUUAUGCCACUUAUCACUCUUGGCUUAGAAUAAGGGUAAAUGUAUUGAAAGAUAGAUGGCGUCAUCUGGUUAUGUGCUUUAGACGCUACUAAUUCUCAGGAUCCAGCUGAACUGGAAUCUGCAAAGCCAAGAAAGAUAAAUCAUAGGAGAAUGCUAGUUUCAGAGCACCAUCUCACCUUUCCAUGUUACUCCUCUAUGGAAUCUUGGGCAAGAUGUACUUUUUUUACUCUGUCUCUGUAUUCUCAAGUCUCCCUUAUGUUUGUAACACUGGAGGACUAGGUUGCUGUGAGGUUUUUUGGGGGGAUUUAUGGCCAUGUUCCAGUACAUGCCCAAAAAACCAAGCAACCUAGUGAUUCCAGCCAUUCCAGCCUUCGACAACACCGGAGGACUGCCUUCAGCACCAGGGGAAGACUGUGGGCUUGUAGCAUGCCACAAAAUAUGCAUCUUUUGAUGGAUCAGGAAUUCUACAGGCCUGCUUUAAGUAAAUAACUAAAUAGAAAAGACCAAUCUGCAAAGAGAAUGUGUUACAGUCGCCAAAUAAAGUCCUAACAAGGCAAAAAUGGGUGAUUUAAGGAAUCUGUAACCUCUCUGUACUUAAGGACCAAUUCUAAGCACAUUUCUUCAGAACAGGUUUCCUUGGAACAAAUCUUGAGGCUUAGUUACAUAUUACACCAGUGAGUAACUGAAUUCUAAGAAGAGUAGGGUAGGGGAUGUUAAUAUUUUCUUUACUCACUGCUCCAAACUAAUAUCACUUCUCCUCUUCCUCAACACCUCGUGCUAUUUUAGUUGUACUUGAGGUUGAGAACCCCACCAGAAAGCAGGAAGGGAAAGUUGUAACUUGGUUUGAAAUGUGGCACAUGUAUGCACUUUUAACUAUUUGGUCAGUUUUACUCUUCCAAAUAGUCAAGUUCAGGGUAUAGAGCAGGUGUAUUCUGACUUCCAUUUGCUCAGAAAUAUGUUGUGCAUGGGAAAGGGAUGCAUACAGUGGCAAGCUUUGAAACCAAACCAGCAUUUACCUGUUAACAAGUCCAAUCUAUAUCCUCUGGGGACUGCAUUUAUUUUGAAACUUGACAUAACAUUUAAUUAGGUCAUUUAAAUUAUGUAGAUAAAUAAAGAUCGUGAAAGUAUUGUGGUAUUCCUGGGAAAAGGCAGGCUAUAAAAAUAUGGCCUCAGAAAUGUCUUGUUUAAGACAAUUUUGCAGUACUGUACUUGUUUAAAGCAAGCAGAAUGCUUAUGUACAAUGUUACUGUUCUCAAGAUUGCACUAUAAAGUUGAUAAAGGGAAAUAAAAGGAAAAUUAUUACUUUUC
This is a messenger RNA of Anolis sagrei ordinatus, 3332 nucleotides long. RefSeq names its product major facilitator superfamily domain containing 9 (gene SLC67A2). Gene Ontology annotation, biological process: transmembrane transport. Gene Ontology annotation, molecular function: transmembrane transporter activity. Lineage: Eukaryota; Metazoa; Chordata; Lepidosauria; Squamata; Anolidae. The record is from RefSeq and is a predicted model, not a curated record.